AGAUAAUUGUUUCAACACAUUGCUUUGAGUCAGGACUACAGAGCAACAUACUGAAGAUGUUGGAAAUUUCUGGAGCAAGAAAUGGAAUUAACCUUACAGAUUCUGCAAUUCUUUCGUUUUUUUUAAGUGGGUAUAGACUGGCUUGGCCUCGGACACUGAGAAAACAACUUGGGAGGAGCCUCUUUCGUCUCUCCAUGUUGUCCUGAAAUCCCUGCCAGUCUGGUACGACAACGACCAGCUGGUCGAAGAAUUUCUAUUGGUUGAUGUUGCAGUGACGGCCCGCCAAUGGUGGUGGCGGCAAGUUCAAAGGGUAACCGAGUCGGGGUGAAAGGUCGCCGGUCGCGUCUUAGCAACGGCGCUGCAAGUCCGUCUCUGCUGAGGGAGUGGGAGAAAGCAACGACUCCGGGGCAAUAUCACAUCAAUCAAGCAGCAAUGUUGGACAUCAUACAGUACGCCAUCGUAGAAAUCGGUAGAAACUGCUUCCUAACACUAUCCAACCUAACGGAAGGCGACAUUGUCAACAUAUGGGCAAAUGUUUCUGCUUUCGUAGAUCGCCACAUGUCUCUCCAGAAGGGAGUACAUAUCUCAGGCUUGGGGACCUUUACAUUUUCACAGCAAAGACUGGAUGUCGGCCGUAAGUUAAUUUUAAUUCAGAGGCCAGUAUUUGUGAUGUCUGAAAAAUUCGUGCAGAUCCAUGGAUUAUCCUACACAAAACAACACGUUUCUGGUGACAUACCUAUUGUUGAAUUAAAUUUUACAUUCCUGGCUCUGGAGGGCCCGUAUGAUCGGGAUACGGUUGAAGGGUGUGUCAAAGAGACUCUGCAGAUCAUGUAUCGUUAUAUAGCCAGUAACCGUAAUGUGCAUUUCACAUUCAAAGAUAUUGGAGUGCUAACGAUACGAAAUAACAAGAUCAAAAUGAAGUUUUAUAGAGAAUUUCUUAAUGCUAUGGAUGGUAGUGGAAGUUUAGUGAAAGCCCUUUCAAAUAGACCUGGGACUGCAGACUCAAUAAAGUCAGUUAGAGAUGUGUGUACAAGUCGACCUGCUACGACCAACUCAGUUUUAUUUCCCAGGAUUUCGCCAGGUGAUCUCAAUGAAAGAAAAUCAGUGCUGUUGUCAAUUAAAGAAGAAAACAACAGAGAAAACCAUGAAGCCCCCUCUAAAUCUGAACAAAAUGAACUAAAUAGAGAAAGUGAACAAAUUGAGAAAAUGAAGGAAAGAGAGAAAAGUAGAGAAGCAACAGAAAUGCCCCAUGUCAAACAGCCUUGUGUUAAACAAUCUUUGACUCCUGCUAAAACCUCUGCUGUGUGUCUGACAGAAGAUUUUCAAAAGACUACUGAACCCAAAGAUUUAUCAGAAAGGUUGUCUUCUCCAAAUCGUUCUCUAUCCUGUCAGCCUGGCAUUCAACAAACAAAUCGGCAGUCACUGAAACUCAAAACACCACCAGCCACCACCUGUGCUGAUCAUUGCAGAGCAGGACAGGAGCUCUGCUACCUUUGCAUGCAACGAGCUCUAAAGAAUUUCCCUAUCGAUGUUUCGGAGAACAGAAGAAGAAGGGAAGAGGAGAAUGAACAAAUAUUACAGCAAUAUCAGCAAAUAAAAGAUCAGCAGGCGCUCUUCCAGGAGCAGUGUGAAAUGUUGGCCAACAGAGAAAUCAACCAAAAGAUUUCAGCAUUCAAUAUGGGAGUCGCUGAAGCCAAAAAGAGAAAGAAGAAUUCAAAGUGCAGAGACUCUUAUAAAGGAUAUAUAUUUCAAAACAGACUCUUGACACCACCAGUCUUUCUGAAACAACAGCAGUAUGCACAAUGUCUAACUGAACAGAUUCAAGAGAAAAAGCGAAGAGAGGAAAAAAAGAGACAGGAUGAAGAGUUUAUGGAUCGCUUGGAACAAGUUCAGUUGGCUGAAGAUCUUGCUGUCCAAAGGCAGUAUUAUCAAAAGGAGAAGCAUGAACAAAUAGAGGCCUACAAGAAAGCAUUGGAUACACAGAGAAAAGAGAAACCACGUCAAUUACCAGCAUCAGUACCUGAUUCCUUUGAACCAAUCUUUGGUAAUUCUGAGCCAGUUGGAAAGUUAGAAGAACAAAAGCAAGCUGCUUAUAACCUUUACAAAGAGCAGAUGCAGGCUGCUGCUGACCGUAAGAGGAAUGCCAUUCUGAAUCAACUGUAUGAACAGAAAACUGAGUUAGAUAUGCUGGAAAGAAACAGAAAGGGCUUAAUAAAUGAACAUAAAAAACGCUAUGAAGAUCUGCAGAGAAUGCGUAAAGCAUUAGAAGAAGCAUGGAAUGAUAAUAUAACAAUGAAGCGACUGAAAAAUUAUGACGAAAAUCAGUACUCAAAGGCUAGAGGACUUUUCCUACUUGAUCAAUGUAGUAAAUAUCGCCGUUGCUUUCAAUGUAAACGACGUUUAUCAAACCAUGGCCAGACAAAUAUUUGGAACAGUACAUUCAUUACAACUGGAACAAAUUAGUGAAUUAACUUACUCUUAAGACAAUGCACAGUGAACUCCUACCAAAAUCAUGGAAAUGCCCACAAUUCUCAGUAUCUGAAUUAAUAAUGUAAACUGGUUCAGCAUAUUUCCCUUAGAUUACAGUGGAACUACUGUUGCAAGGGAGUAUAUGUUGUACUGUUAAUCAUUUUUUGUCUAAUCAAGUAGCUUU
Messenger RNA from Rhincodon typus (whale shark), 2653 nucleotides. Its product is annotated as coiled-coil domain-containing protein 81. Gene Ontology annotation, cellular component: centrosome. The transcript has 17 exons. The coding region runs from base 286 to 2463 and encodes 725 amino acids. The record is from RefSeq and is a predicted model, not a curated record. NCBI's taxonomy places the organism in Eukaryota, Metazoa, Chordata, Chondrichthyes, Orectolobiformes, Rhincodontidae.